Scleropages formosus (Asian bonytongue) is the source of this 3103-nucleotide messenger RNA. RefSeq names its product tripartite motif containing 55b (gene trim55b). NCBI's taxonomy places the organism in Eukaryota, Metazoa, Chordata, Actinopteri, Osteoglossiformes, Osteoglossidae. Gene Ontology annotation, biological process: regulation of microtubule cytoskeleton organization. The coding region runs from base 864 to 2099 and encodes 411 amino acids. Gene Ontology annotation, molecular function: zinc ion binding. The transcript has 8 exons. The record is from RefSeq and is a predicted model, not a curated record. Gene Ontology annotation, cellular component: cytoplasm.
UUGAUUUUAUUAACCCAAAGCUGAGGGAUAGACUGUUUAAUAAUGGAGUAAAACAAUAAUUUGAUACCUUGCCAAAUUUCAGUUAAGUAAGGGUUUAUAAGACAUGUAGGUAUGUGUGUUUUACUAAGUGGGCCUAGUAGCUUACAUCUAGAGACAGGCCGUUAAGUUCGAGAUUAUGAACCCCUUUAAAAAUCAGAUGGAAAGACACCCUCCUACAAAAAUGUCCAUCAAUAAAUUUGGAGAAAACACUGCAUUCAAUUUAUUGCACUGAGCAUUGAUUACCUUUGCAUAGAAAUAUAUCAUAAAUGUUAACAGCAUAAUGAUUUUCCCACUUUAUUUUGAACUUUUAUUGAGUUAAACUGUUUUAUUUGCAAGUUAGCCUGUAUGCUACAGCCCCCUUGAAGCCCAUCCACAAACCCCCAAGGGGUCCAUUUAUCCCAAGUUAAGAACCUUAAUCCAGCGAUCGGCAGUGAAAACAAAAUUAUAGGAUAACUUACAUAAUACAAUAUAGUGGCUUGUGAUUUCCCUGAAAAAGUGUCUCUAAGUCUCUCUGUUUGUCAGUCUGCCAGCCUGUGUGAGGCCAGGCCGUAAAACCUUCUAGUCAUUUUCAUAUAUGGGCACGUCAGCAUGGCAACCCUUGACGUUAACGUUUCUAAAAACAGCCCUGAUAACAAGCUGAUUGCUGGACAGAAGUAUGAGAGGAGAUUGUGAGUGCGCUUGUUGGAGGCCUGGUGUCUUGACCAUUCUACUGCUGUGGGACAUACAGUUUUUCCUCUUCUACCGACAAAUACAGAAAUAAAUAUAUUUUAAAUACAUUCUGAGUAGUUCAUUUAACUGCUCAAACACCAAAAAAGAUCUACAAUAUGGACAGCUUGGAAAAACAACUGAUUUGCCCCAUCUGUCUGGAGAUGUUUACCAAACCUGUGGUCAUUCUCCCAUGUCAACACAACCUCUGUCGGAAGUGUGCCAAUGAUGUUUUUCAGGCCUCUAACCCAUACUUGCCCACGAGGGGGGGAACUGUGACUUCCGGCGGGCGCUUCAGGUGCCCUUCUUGUCGCCACGAGGUUGUCCUGGAUCGGCAUGGAGUCUAUGGGCUUCAGAGAAAUCUCUUGGUGGAGAACAUCAUUGACUUGUACAAGCAGGAGUCCACCAGUGUUUGUUUAUGGAUACUGCUCCUGAUGACUUUUAGCAACAGCAAGUCUGGCCCAGAGCGACAGGUCGAGCAGCCUAUGUGCACAGAACAUGAGGAUGAGAAGAUCAACAUCUACUGUGUGACCUGCAGUGUGCCCACCUGCUCUAUGUGCAAGGUGUUUGGAGCCCACAAGGACUGCGAAGUGGCACCCCUCAAUAGCGUGUACCAGACACAGAAGUCAGAGCUGAGUGACCACAUUGCCUUGCUUGUGAGCAACAAUGACCGUAUCCAGGGACUAAUCAGUCAACUGGAGGAGACCUGCAGGACCAUAGAGGAGAAUGGCAGGAAGCAGAAAUCCCAUGUCUGCGAAACGUUCGACCAUCUGUACUCCAUCUUGGAGGAACGCAAGAGGGAGAUGAGUCAGAAGGUGACGGGGGAACAGGAGGAGAAGCUGAACUACAUCCGUGGCCUCAAGCGCAGAUACGGCGACCACCUGGAAUUCGCGACCAAAGUGGUGGAGUCGGGUAUCCAGACUAUGGAGGAAUCAGAAAUGGCCUUGUUCCUACAGAACGCAAAACCGCUGCUACAGAAGAUUGACAAGGCCUGUAACAUUUCUCAUCUUGAGAAAGUGGAACCUGGCUAUGAGAACAUGGAUCACUUUGGGGUCACUUUUGAGAGAGAGGGCAAGGCUCUUCGCAGCGUGGAUUUUAUUAAGGAGGAUGAUGAGGAUGACGAUGUUGAAGAAGACAAUGGGGAGGAGGAUGGUGAGGAAGGAACGAGCCUGGAGACAACCACAAAUCCUACACAGGCUAUCGGAGGUGUGGGAGCCGGGACUCAACCACCACCCUCCCACCGCGUCCUUCCAAAACUGCAGAACCCUGGCAACCCCGCGGCCGUUCCCCCACCACGAUCUGGGACCCGAGCCCAGGCUCAGCCCGCGGAUACCCCGCCCCAGGUGGGAGCGUGACCCAUCUGGAACACUGCGUCCCUGGACCAUGUCCACGGAUCCUUCACUGUGCUGGCAGGAGUUUUGACACACUAUCUCUGAAUGGCAGUGUUGCCAGAAGCUGUUGGGAACGUUAACACCAUAGGCCUUUUCCCCGUUAAACAUACACUUUGACUCACCAGUCAAAUUCUGGUAUUUUUUUUAGCCAAGUUGGAGUAAACAGAGUGGGAAUUCACCCAUUAUACCUCUAAUCCUGCACAGCUCUUGGUCUUUCACUCUCUUAUGUGUUUUUGUACUCCAGCAGCACUUCCAGGAACCAAUGCAGUGAUGAUAUAGGACUGCCUUCGGUCUACCUGCAGUGUCAUACUGUCACAGACUACUGUAGUCAGAUGACAUUGAAUAAUUUGUACUGCCCACAGAGAGGAAAUAAGUCUUGUUUGUUUACUUAGCGGCACAUUAAAACACAUGACAGAAGAGUGCACUCAUUUUUCAGAAAUAACAAAAAAGUACUCUAACACACAUCUCUGACCACCUAUCUAUAUUCCUGUCUCUCAGUGUAUGUCUCUGGAUUUCCAUAUAUUUCUGUAUUUGUGCUGGUGCAGUGUGAGUGAGGCAAUACAUUAACAACAAACUACAGGAAUAGUCUGGGAGCUCUUAUGCUCCUGACAUUUGUCCUAAGAUUCGCAGAAGGUUAUUCUGAAUUAGUUACUGUUGUAUUAUAGAAGGCAUCAACACAAGCCUUUCUUGCCAUUCAAUAUCAAUUUCUACCUUCAAAGAGAUGAUGAGCUAUAUAUACAGUUAUGUCUAUGAGCUGUUGCCCUGAAAAAGAACUGCUUGUAAAAAAUGCCACACACACUUUUCAAAACUUGAAGGUUAACUUUUUUGUGUGUCAAAUAACGUUUAAUAAAAACUGGAUUUUGUGUUCAUGAUUCCCCUAUGCUUUUAAGGAGGUGAAAAGAAGCUGAAAAUACCAAGCAAAUUUCUCAUAUUUCCAGUGCUACAUUGUUUUGGGGAUUAUGUAUAAU